Cucumis melo (muskmelon) is the source of this 2066-nucleotide messenger RNA. RefSeq names its product F-box protein SKIP22-like. The record is from RefSeq and is a predicted model, not a curated record. The coding region runs from base 241 to 1749 and encodes 502 amino acids. NCBI's taxonomy places the organism in Eukaryota, Viridiplantae, Streptophyta, Magnoliopsida, Cucurbitales, Cucurbitaceae. The transcript has a single exon. Gene Ontology annotation, molecular function: protein binding.
CCCAAAGAUUAAUUAAAAAGAAAAUAGGAAAAAUAGCCCAAAGAUUAAUUAAAAAGGAAAAAGGAAAAAUAGCCCAAAGAUUUGAGAAAGCGCGAAAUAAAACGGAAGGUCCCGUUUCCAGACGCCCAAAUCAACCAACCGCCUUCUGUCGUCUCGCAGAUUGAAAUCCUCACACUCUUCUUCUUGGAGCCCUAAAUUGAAUCGGAAAAAUUUUCUGACGACAACUCCCAAUUUCUAACCAUGAAAUUGAGGCUCAGAUCCCUAGAAUCCAAACAAACCCUCAGAAUCGAAGUCCCCGAUCCAUCCACUCUCAAUCACCUCAAACGGACGCUCCUCCAAACACUCUCUUCUUCCUUUUCCGCUGAUUCUCUUCACCUCUCCCUCAAUCGGAAGGACGAGCUCCAAGCGUCCUCGCCGGAGGAUUCCUUGCACUCCUUGGGUAUUACUUCAGGUGACCUUGUUUUCUUCACUUUCAAACCUUCCGAGUUUUCGUCUCUCGGAGCGAGAGCUACGCCAAUUCAAUCUUUUCAACCUCCUCCUCUUUCUGGUUCUUCUUCGCUAGUUUCGUCUUCCUCGCUACCGCAGGUUAAAGGAAAGGAACUUCUGGGUAUUGAUUGUGAUCUUAAAAAACCUAGGUUGGAGAAUUCCGAGCCUGAAUCCAUGGUACCCGAUUCAUCGGGUGCAGAAUUGACUACAUCUAGCAUGAUCGAGGAGUCGGAUUGUGAAGAAAUGGAGGUUGAAGAAGAGCCAACCGUAGUUGUGGAAAAGAAAUGUUCGAGGCCGAUCUUUUUGAGGAGAGUUCUGAAGGAGGAGUUAGGCUAUGAUCGUAAUGCUCACAAACUUUUGGUAACUGCCGUUCACGCUGUACUUUUGGAGUCUGGAUUUGUGCUGAUUAAUCCUAAUUUAGGUUUUGAGGACAGUCCUUUCCGUAUGCCGGAAGAUUGGCCUUCCCCGUCGUUUACGAUGUCGCUUUGGUACACUCUACCUGAACUUUUGACUAAGAGGGGAAAGAAUUCUACCAUGACUGAAGUAGUAUUAUUGAAGUUUCAGAGUUUAGGGUACUUUGUUAAUGUUUAUGGGUCUCUUAACUGCAGUAGAGGAUCUAGUGUGUAUCGUGUAUCUUUAGAUGAGAGAAAAUUUGCACCAAAUCUUGAUCUUAUUUGGGUGGAUUCAGUAUCCAACUACAUCAUGGAUGAAAAGGAAGGAAACCCAGAGAAACAAGUUUUUGAAUUCUGGAAGAUAGUGAAGGAUGCUCUUGCAUUGCCACUCUUGAUUGAUAUCUGUGAAAAGACUGGUUUACCACCUCCUGCAAGCUUUAUGCUACUUCCAGCUGAUGUGAAGCUUAAGAUUUUAGAGGCUCUUCCUGGUGUGGACAUUGCAAGAGUUGAAUGUGUGUGUACUGAAUUGCGUUACUUGGCCUCCAGCAAUGAGCUGUGGAAGAUGAAGUUCAAUCAAGAGUUUGGUUUAGAGGAUGGUGUUUCAGGAAACAGGGUUUGGAAAACAAAAUUUGUUGAAUAUUAUGAAAGAGAAAAGCAGAGAAACAGGAGAACUAGCAAUAUGAGAGAUGCCAUUAGUUUUGGGCGGCAUCGACGACCCCCUUAUCCUUUCCCAGUUCCUCAUAUAAUUGGGGGAGAUUAUGAUAUUGUGUCUGGUAUUAGACUUCCUGUAUAUGGAGUUCCUGGACAAUCAUUACCUCGGAUUCCACGGCGACACGCUGUCAUACCACAUUAUGAUUUGAGAGGACGAUGAGUACCGAAUCUGAGUUCAUAGGCAGUUUUUGUUGUAGUUUUGGGUGUUUUACGCAAAGGACAAGGUGUUAGGAAUCUUGCCAGAAUGGAGAUAUCAGGUUAGGCCAUGAAUCUUAUGUAAAUAUAGCUUGCCUGAUUGCCUCAAACGCUCUUUGAUGUUUUUUUUUAAUCGUUCACUAUUUUAUUACUGAAGGAUUUUAAUAAGUAAUAAGUUAAGCUCAACUGCAAACAUGAAUAUCAUCAGUUUUGUGUUUAAGCUGAGAAGUUUAUUAUAUAUGAUUAUGCUGAAUUAAACAUGGCCUUCUGAAAGUUCUACAA